This is a messenger RNA of Eublepharis macularius, 5302 nucleotides long. It is a transcript of the gene EBF4, whose product is annotated as EBF family member 4. Gene Ontology annotation, biological process: regulation of transcription by RNA polymerase II. NCBI's taxonomy places the organism in Eukaryota, Metazoa, Chordata, Lepidosauria, Squamata, Eublepharidae. The transcript is spliced from 16 exons. Gene Ontology annotation, molecular function: RNA polymerase II cis-regulatory region sequence-specific DNA binding; DNA-binding transcription factor activity, RNA polymerase II-specific. The coding region runs from base 1 to 1764 and encodes 587 amino acids. The record is from RefSeq and is a predicted model, not a curated record.
AUGUUCUCCCUCCAGGAGGGUCUCCCCAGAGGAGGGCUGGCCAUGAAGGAAGAGCCGCUCGGCGGCGGCGGCGGAGGGGGGCUGGCGGCCGUCCGCUCGUGGAUGCAGAGCACCGGGAUCCUGGACGCCAACACCGCGGCGCAGAGCGGCAUUGGACUGGCUCGGGCCCAUUUUGAGAAGCAGCCGCCUUCCAACCUCCGAAAGUCCAACUUCUUCCACUUUGUGCUGGCCAUGUACGACCGGCACGGGCAGCCGGUGGAGAUUGAAAGAACGUCCUUCAUUGACUUCGUGGAAAAGGACAGAGAGCAGAAUGGAGAAAAGACCAACAAUGGAAUCCAUUACCGGCUGCAGCUGCUGUAUAGUAAUGGUCUUCGGACAGAGCAGGACCUCUACGUUCGGCUGAUUGACUCCAUGUCCAAGCAGGCUAUCAUCUACGAAGGACAAGAUAAGAACCCGGAGAUGUGCCGUGUGUUGCUGACGCAUGAGAUCAUGUGCAGCCGCUGCUGCGAUAAGAAGAGCUGUGGCAAUCGCAACGAGACGCCUUCCGACCCUGUCAUCAUCGACAGAUUUUUCCUCAAGUUCUUCCUCAAAUGCAACCAGAACUGCCUAAAGAAUGCCGGGAACCCCCGAGACAUGCGGCGCUUCCAGGUCGUCGUGUCAACAACAGUGAAUGUAGACGGCCAUGUCCUUGCGGUUUCUGAUAACAUGUUUGUCCACAAUAAUUCCAAGCACGGGCGUCGGGCACGGAGGUUGGACCCCUCGGAAGCUGCCACCCCCUGCAUCAAAGCCAUCAGCCCCAGUGAAGGCUGGACCACGGGAGGCGCCACCGUCAUUGUGAUCGGGGACAACUUCUUUGAUGGGCUGCAGGUGGUCUUCGGCACCAUGCUGGUGUGGAGCGAGCUCAUCACGCCGCAUGCAAUCCGUGUACAGACGCCCCCACGGCACAUCCCCGGGGUGGUAGAGGUGACGCUGUCCUACAAGUCCAAGCAGUUCUGCAAAGGGGCGCCCGGACGCUUCGUCUACACAGCCCUGAAUGAGCCAACCAUUGACUACGGGUUCCAGCGAUUGCAGAAAGUGAUCCCACGACACCCUGGGGACCCUGAACGUUUACCCAAGGAAGUGCUACUCAAGAGGGCGGCUGACCUGGUGGAAGCGUUGUAUGGAAUGCCACACAACAACCAGGACAUCAUCCUGAAACGGGCAGCUGACAUCGCCGAGGCCCUGUACAGCGUCCCUCGCAACCCCAACCAGCUGACCUCCCUGGCUGGGAACCACGCCCACUCGGGCAUGAUGGGCGUCAACUCCUUUGGGAGCCAGCUGGCCAUCAAUAUCAGCGACUCCCAGGGCUCGGAGCAAGGAUACACACGCAACACAAGCAGCGUCUCGCCGCGAGGUUACGUGCCCAGCUCCACCCCGCAACAGAGCAGCUAUAACACCAUCACGUCCAGCAUGAAUGGUUACGCGGGGACUGCCAUGACUAGCCUCGGGGUGCCCGGGUCGCCCAGCUUCCUCAAUGGCUCCACUGCCAACUCCCCCUAUGCUAUCAUGCCAUCCAGCCCCCCACUGGGAGCCUCCUCCAUCGCCAGCUCCUCCACACCGGCAGGCGUCUUCUCCUUCUCUCCCGUCAACAUGAUCUCCGCCGUCAAGCAAAAAAGCGCUUUUGCCCCCGUAGUCCGGCCGCAAGCCUCCCCGCCCCCUACCUGCACCAGCGCCAACGGCAACAGCCUCCAAGCCUUGUCCGGUCUCAUCGUACCACCCAUGUGAGCCAGGGACGCCUACUGAGCCUUCAGGAAGAAUGGAGCAAUGGACUGGCGUUCCCCCCUGGCCCUUGGACUGAAAAAGCACGGGCAUUGCUUAUGAGAUAAGAGCUCCUGGAGCACCCCAGCUCCUUCUGACUCGGCUGCAUGAUUUACAAGAGGCUCCCCCUUCUGGUGGGAGGCUGAAAUGUAGCCGGAGAAGCCCAGGAAGGUGAUCUUCAUCCACAAACCCUGAAUUGUGGGGGGUGGGCUUCGUCCUCAAGGAGGAUAGUGAUGUUGGGGCUAGGGUGAGAGUGUUGGAGGGGGGACUUGGCACUGCCAUCCUUCCCUCCCAGGAGUUUCUUUUGCAUCCUGCACCAUUUCUCGCUGCUUUGGUUAAAGGACCACAAGCAAAAAGAUUCCAUCGUCCCGGUUGGGUUUCCACUCAGGUAGAUUUGCUCCCUGCCAAGAAUGGAACAUUCCUUUGAAAAAGUGUGUAUCUUGUAGUUCCCGAUUCCCCUGUGUCUUUGGAAAACUGACCCCGUGAGCCAGCACUCCGGAGUGCUUUAUUCCUGAGGUCUUGGACAGGCAUCCCAGGAAAUGAGACAGUGAGCAGAUAGAAAAAUUGCCACCAUUCCAGAAGUCUUGCCUCUCUCUUCCUGGAAAUGCCUCCCCGAGUAAGAUGGCUUCGCUGGAGCCAACUUCUACUGGCCCCCUGGUUCUUGCCAAGUUCGAGAUUGAUUCCAGUGAGGAAGAAGGCUUUCAGGAAAACAAUAAUCAUUCCAAAAAAGGACCCUAUCUCCCACCUCCCUCGCCUUUCAUUUUUCAUCCUGACUUCCUUUCAGCCUCUUAUAAGUAAACACAGAUGAAAUCCUCCAACACAAUUGAGUUUGGCCUAGCAGAUGUUGGCAGGAGCAUGCCUGUGAACGAAAGGCAUUGCCCGGAAAGCCAACGUCUGGUGCCACUGCAAGCCCCUCUUUCACAGGCAGUGUUGCCCAAAAGCACAUAAACAUAAAACUGGCAAUCCGCACGUAUGCCUUGGGUCAACCUGCCUCCCUCUAGAAAACUGCUAACUCCAGUUUGCUGAAGCCGUGCAUGAAGUCGUCUUUAGUCUUUGGGAAACGUUUGCUGGAAUCCCAGCAACACCCAUCAGUUAUGACCUUGGCCGUGUGCUCUUCCCAGAUGUUCCAGAUGUUGCCGUGCCCACCCACAAAUCCCCAGGAGUGUUUUUCUCCACCUUCUUCCGCCUCGCCCCAUUGGCAGCCACGCCGCCAUUGUCUCUGAUUCCCGAGAACAGAAAAGAGAUGAAUCAGCAACAGCCUUGCACGUUAAGUUCUCUGAGGCUACGUUCACGUCGACAGCUGACCGCUGUUUGACAAACCCUUCGCGGGGCUUCUGUCCUGGGCUUGUUCUCCCAGGUGCUGGCUUUGCAAGCAUCCUGGGGCGGGAGAUCCACGUUGCAGCCCCACGUAAGCCACACAGCUCCUGUGCUGUCCCCACCCUGGGUAUCGCCAGUCCAUACCUUUGCCACUUAGAUCUGUUAAAUGUCUUGCAGGGAGGUUUGAUUGGCACACGGAAGUGACUCCCGUAACCAGGAUAACUCGAAGCCCGCCUGAGCAAGGGGCAAAAGUGAGGAGAGAGCAAGAAACACGGGGUCUUCCUACAAGACCCUCCUCCCCCCUCCCCCUGCCUGUUGGUUCAUGUGAAUGUUAGCAGUAGAAGGUCCAUUCUGACCUGUCCUAGAAUACCUCUGCCCCCAGGGCAGAGAGGAGACUAGAGUAGAAGAAGAUGGCGAGAGAGUCUAAUGCCCUUUUCCGCAAGGUUAUUCUUCUUGGAUAUUCUUGCACCGUCAACUGGCUUGGCUUUCUGCCGCUUUGAUUAGCAAGGCGUUCCCCAAAGCAUCUUGGGAAGUAUCGCCUGUUGAGAAUUCAGCCCUUGAGAUCCCAACCCCCCCCCCUUCCCGGUUAUGUGGGGAAAUGGAGUUUUGUUUUGUUUUUGAGCCAGUGUCGUCACCCCCCUGGUCGGGGAGCAUAAACUUGCACACACCGAGCCUGUCUGCAAAAAGCACAGAAAUUCAGGGCGGAACAAAGUUUAUCCUAGCUAGCGUGCGAUCUCCAUUCUGCAUGCUGAGAUUGGGGUGGUGGGGGCAUUACAGGGAUAUCGGCAGGUGUCUCUGCCUGCUGCCAAGCCUGUUUCUCCCCCAAGCUGGAUUCAUUCUUAAGGGGGGGGCGCUUUAAAAGCUCUGAGAAGGCAUCUGCAACGAGUGGGAAGGAGAAGGGGUACACAACUCUCCCACUUGUGGCUCAGUGGCAGAGCAUCUGCACAGCACGCCCCAGGUUCAGUCCCUGCAAUCUCCAGUUAAAAAGGACUGGGCAUUCGUUGAUGGGAAAGACCCCUCCCAGGGAGCCGAGAGAGCGGCUGCCAGUCCAAGCAGACAAUACAGAUCUUGAUGGACCAAGGGUCUGACUCUGGGUAAAGCAGCUUCAGGUGUUAGCCUGCUGUUUCACCCUGCCAGCUCCACCUUUAGCGUUAUGUAGGAAACAGGGAUACACCAUCUGGUUCUUUACUAAAGUUUGCCCAGCUGGAAAAUUGGGGUUCCUACGGCUGUUUAGCUUUCUUCACGCAGCCCAAGAGAGCCUACAGAAUGACGGGGGAAAGAGAGGCAAGCGGGAAAACUGGUUGCUUCCUUCUUCACGGUCCAUUCCGAAACUUGUUCCAGAACUUUUGUCGUCAACAGUUCCAGAGGACUUUCAGGUGUGCGCGUGAAAACCUCACACAAAGCCACCAUUCCCUGCCCCAGAAGUUGGGUUAAGACCAAAAGAAAACCGAAGAACCACUUCCCUGGUGGAUUCGUGAAAGAGUUGAAUUCAUGAACCGACUUGGGGUUUUAUAGCAAGGGAAAGCAUUGUUUCUUUACAGUUUUACAUUUUCUCCCCAAAGUAAUCUCAGAUCUUUACAAACUGCAGGUACGCUGAUUUUUGAAUCACUUAUUUUUGAAAACAUCUUUUUAAAACAAAAACUGUACCUUGUGUUUUUUUUAACUCCUUUUUUUGUAAAAAAAAAAAAUAAUAAAAUAGGAUUCAAAGACGGGGUCUGAAUCUGAUGGGAAGCUCUCCCGCAACUACGCCAGUAAAAUCAAUGGGUGUUGCUCCUGUUGGUUUUAGUGGGACCAGUGCUGGAGAAAGCCCUGUCGAAUUGGGUCCUGGAAUUUUAGGACAUCUUCUUUCCACCUCCCACAUUUAUUUUUCUAACAUUAUUUCUAAGUGGGAAGAAGGGAAGCAAAAUUUUGUAAAUAAAGAUUACGGGAAACGAAUAGCCCCCGAAUAUGGGAUUUCAUCCCACCCGCUGGGGUUUGUUCACUGUGUAUUUAUCUUGUUGUCUGGAGAGCUGUUCUCCUUUCUCAUGGUUUCUUUGGUAUAUUUUUAAUUUUUUUUUUUACAUUGUCCGUUGUGUGUCCUGUGACGGCUGUUGUACAAUAGCAAAGUUGAUAAAUUACUGGCUGCACUGUUUUUCAAUGUAAGCACAUGUAAAUGAACUAUUACCUUCAUUUCUUAGGAAACGGGCCC